CGCUAAGGCCUCCUGGCGGCCGGGAGAGGGCAGCGCCUAGGCCCGGCCCGGGGCGGAGGGCCCCGCGGGAGCAGGAUUUGUUCCUCUCCCUUUCAAUGGAGAGUGACAUUAUAGAUCAAUAAUGAGGACCAGCCCUCGCAGGCCCUUAAUUCUCAAAAGACGGAAACUGACCCUCCCACAGAACGAUGAAUCCAGUACUUCAGCAAGAGAUGAGAAUAGAGGUCAGGAUGAAAAGGCUCCUAAGCAGGAGCAGAGGCGGGAAGACCAACACAACAGACAACCCAGAGACAAAAGGGACUGUGGCCUGCAGAAAUUCCCAGCGGGAAUAAAGAUAAUUGACCAUCCUACAAUGCCCAACACACAGGUGGUGGCCAUCCCUACAAAUGCUGAUAUCCAGAGCAUCAUAGAGGCAUUGACAGCAAAAGGAAAAGAGUGUGGCAAAAAUGGACCCAACAAGUUCAUUCUCAUUAGCAGUGGGGGCACAUCCCGUUCAGCAGGUCCAGCACCAUCACAGCAUCUCCCAUCAGAGAAGAAAGCCAGUGCAGCCAUCAAGACUGCAGACAGUCAAGAAAGAGAGAAGAAUGUUGCACAGGCACCUGGUCUUGCAGGCACUACAACACUCUGGCAUUCAGGAGUUGAUCCUGUGGUUCGACAGGAACAGGAGACCAACAGCAGUGGUGAGACAAUGAGCUCUGUGUUGGACAACAGCCUCACCAACAUCCAGUGGCUGGGGAAGAUGAGAUCCGAUGGGCUAAAUCCCUCUUCUGUGAAGGAAGACACAGAGAAAGAGAAUCAGAUGCCUCUGCGGGAAAGAGUCAAGACUGAAGAGGAAGCUGCUGCUGCUGCUGCUAUUCCUACUGCUGCUGUGUCCUCCUCAUGGCAGGAUUCAGUGUCAGAACGACCUCCUUACUCCUAUAUGGCCAUGAUCCAGUUUGCCAUCAACAGCACAGAGAAGAAGCGCAUGACCCUGAAGGACAUCUAUACCUGGAUUGAGGAUCAUUUCCCUUAUUUUAAACAUGUAGCUAAGCCAGGUUGGAAGAACUCCAUUCGGCACAACCUGUCCCUUCAUGACAUGUUUGUCCGUGAGACGUCUGCCAAUGGUAAAAUCUCCUUCUGGACUAUUCACCCCGGUGCAAACCGUUGCCUGACAUUGGACCAGGUAUUUAAGCCGCUGGACUUGGGGUCACCAACAUCGCCUGAGUAUUCUGAAUCACAACAAAAGAGUCGUCUUCCAGACCCUCUGAAGAACAUGGGAAGCAAAACUGAACCCCAGAAUUCACGCCGAAAGAUGAAGCCUUUGCUUCCUCGUGUCAACUCCUACCUGGUUCCAAUCCAGUUUCCUUUGAGUCAGCCUCUUGUCUUGCAGCCUUCCAUGAAGGUUCCUCUGUCCAUGGCACAGGGAGCAUCCCUUAACAGCUCUGAGACUUUGCAGAGCAAUAAGCGUGUGUGCAUUGCUCCAAAGGUGUCACUGUCUUCAGAAGAGUCACCCUCUUUACCCACGGCUGCUGUCAAGGAGGAGGGUCAAUGUGAUGAAGGUUUAUUUUCCCCAACCCAUUCUGUACAGGAGAACAGCUCCCAGCCUGGUGAGGAAUUGUCUUCUUUCCCUGAGAGUGCCUGUAAAAAGGAGGAAGAAGGCUCUCAGCUGGAUCCCUGGCUAUCCCCAUUUGCCUCAACCAUAACGGUCAAGGAAGAGCCAAGCUUGUUCCUCCCAGACUCAUCCACAAAGGAGAGGAAACAGUUCACCACACUGAAGUCCCCAUCUAAGGCAGUUUCUGACUCUUUAGUUAUAAAGAGGAGGGAAAGGCGGGAAGUGGGCAGAUCCAGAAGGAAACAACGCCUAGCACUGCCUUGUUCAGAAGAGCCUGUCCUUGUUUUGCCAGAAAGCAGCAGCUUUGACCCUUUCCAGUUAGGGGCAGACCAUCCCUUCCCCCAGGAAAACCAUCCCCUUGAGAACAUUUCACAGCUCAGCUGCUCACAGGGAGAAGAAGGGGCCUUUAAAACACCAGUCAAGGACGUCUUCAGCAAAUUGCCCAUUUCUUCCACUCCCAGCAAAGCCUCAGCCACUACUACCCCUUCACUAGAGGUUCUUGACCACUGGAAGUCUGCUUCCUUAGCCAAGGGAAGUCAUGAGCUGGACUUCAGUCCAGUGAAAACUCUUCAGUUGCCAUUCACACCUCUCCAGGACAACCAGGACUUGCUGGGUUUUAACAGCACACCCCUUAAAAAUCCUCUCUUUGAUUCUCCUCAAGAACUGCUCAAUACAGAAUCCAGUGACAUGGUCCAUAUGCCCCUCACGAGCUCUCCAGCUUUAGUUCAUGACACUUCCAAGCAAUCCUCUGCUGAGCUGACAACCUCUGGCUUUACUGAAAACCGGUCACUCAUGGAGGGCCUUAUCCUGGACACCAUGAAUGACUGUAUGAGUCUCAGCAAAAUCCUUCUAGAUAUAAGCUUUCCUGGUCUUGAGGAUGAAAAUUUAGGAACGGACAUUAGUUGGUCUCAGCUCAUACCUGAACUGAAGUGAACUGGCCUGAGGACUGAAUUUGACUUAUUCUGAUGUUACAGAAAGCACUCCAUGCUCCUGAGAUUCAUUCAUGUAAUCCAAAACAACUGCUUUUGACUAAUUCCCACAUCCAUGGGAACAGAGCAUUAUUGACUCCUGCUAAGCUGGGAGACAGGCCCAUCAGCUGCUAUGGGCUUCCUUUAUCAGAUGCCGUAGACUUUGAGUGGAACAAGAUGAUAGAACUUCUCUAGCUUUGUACUAGAGAUAGCCUCUCUCCAGGGAUUGUUAUCAAGAAAACAUCUAGGUAGGCCCUGAAUGGCAUUUGUUACUCUGAGGUAUCAGAGGAAACAAACACACUCUUCAGUACAAUAGGAAAGAGCCCAGAAACCUCCUCCUAGCUUUGUCCUAAUCUCCCUUUUAGUAUCUUCUUAGUAUCUUCUGUCUAGUUUUAAUGUCUGUAAAUACUGUACAUUCCUUAAAUUAGCCCUUAAUUAUAAUAAUAUUAUUAUUGUAGGGUUAUGGGAAUAUUUGGCCUGGUAAGGGUUUGACCUACAGUGUGUUGUCCGUAUGUUCAUAUCUCUUGUAUUCUUCUACCCUAGUUGAAAGCCCAGAUUUUUAUUUUUAUUUUUUUUUACUUCAAAAACACAUUGGUCUAGGUUGUUCUAAAGGUUUCUGGGGCAAAGAUCUGAAUACUUGUCUAUAUGUGACCCAAGUCAAACAGAAACAGGUUAUCUGGACUGCAGCAUAAAAUCUUGGUUUGGCUUACUUUUUGCAGGCUGGAAUGAUAAGAGCUUGGAUCAAGCCAUAUAGCUCUUCUGAUUGCAGAGGUCUAUUAUGUACCUAGAGGUAGAGUCCUCUGCCUAGGUAGAGUAGUGGUACCUCUACUACUGUUGCAGUAAGAUGGACCUCUAUUGAAUGGUUAAAGCUGCCCUCAUUACAGUCAGCAGUUGAAAAUGUAAAAAAGAACCUAUACAGGGAAUGCUGAUAUUCCCACUGAAAACUGACCUCUGGAAAUACAAGGUAUGUAUCUCUCGGUGCAAUAGAACAACUCUUCCCAGUUCUCUAGAACUUAUGUCAUAGAAAAAAUCGCCAUGGCGAUGAUCUGAUCUUUCUGCUUGCAGACAAGUGGUGACUCCUGUAUCCAAAUACUCAAUAAAG
Messenger RNA from Pseudopodoces humilis (Tibetan ground-tit), 3658 nucleotides. It is a transcript of the gene FOXM1, whose product is annotated as forkhead box M1. Gene Ontology annotation, cellular component: nucleus. Gene Ontology annotation, molecular function: RNA polymerase II transcription regulatory region sequence-specific DNA binding; DNA-binding transcription factor activity. NCBI's taxonomy places the organism in Eukaryota, Metazoa, Chordata, Aves, Passeriformes, Paridae. Gene Ontology annotation, biological process: regulation of cell population proliferation; G2/M transition of mitotic cell cycle; regulation of transcription by RNA polymerase II. The record is from RefSeq and is a predicted model, not a curated record.